CAUCACUAUCCAAAGUGUGAGCAUAUGAUUGAUAAAUAACCGACAAAAUAAUUGUGUUUCACAUAAAAUAAGAUUUACGUUUCUUAAUAUUUAUUCACUUUAAAAUAAACAAAAUGUUUAUUUGAAACGUGUUUAACUACUUUAAGUUUGCAAUUAUUCUUCAAUACAUUUGGUUCAGUCAAACAAUAUGCAAAGGAGUUCUGCCAAAAAUCAACAAAACAACUUGUUAAAUUUCGACAAUAAUACGGGCAGUCUUAUUGACAAGAUGGCGCCACGUCGAGGAAGACCGCGUAAACUUGGUAAACUGAAAAUUACACAUCCAAUCGUUGCAACUGGGAAAGGACGUGGGCGGCCGAAAGUGCCAAAUCUGUCAACAGAAUUGCAUGGUAUUGUCGCGAGUAGCAAAGUUGUAAAAAAACCUUUUCAAAGUCACCAAUUAAAGUCAGUCGGUAGAGUUGAACGACGUGGUCGUCCGAGAAAGGAGAAACCAUGUAGCGACAGUGAGAAUUCAUAUUGUGAUGAAAAACCAGAAUUUGAGGAACGUCGGCCAGUUGGAAGACCUUCUACAGGUGCUGUAAAUUUAAAUAUUGUGCGGACUGGUCGAGGUCAAGGGCGCCCAAAGAAAUUAGAAUCAAGAACAAACGCUACAGUAAAAGUAAAUCAAAGUAACGAUAAUCAACCAAUGAAGAAACGUGGACGACCAAGCAAAGGUGGAAUUCCCUACAAACCAACGGGAAAACCAAGAGGACGUCCUAAGAGCGAAAAUAAAACUACGCAGAAAAUAGAAGAUACUUCAGAAGAAUAUCAACGUGGGAAUGGGGAUGUAGAUGUAAAUGAUAAACAUAUAGUAUAAAGAAACUUCUGUAUAGACUUUUUUUAUAGAAAUACUUUUCAUAAACUACCAUUCGAUUUUUCCAUAUAUGCGUGCUAAUUUGUGAAAAAAAAAUUAAUAAGCCAAAUGCUGUUAUUAAAAUAUCUUUGAAUUUUUAUUUUCCUACGA
Zeugodacus cucurbitae (melon fly) is the source of this 1000-nucleotide messenger RNA. Its product is annotated as chromosomal protein D1-like. Gene Ontology annotation, molecular function: DNA binding. Lineage: Eukaryota; Metazoa; Arthropoda; Insecta; Diptera; Tephritidae. The coding region runs from base 188 to 853 and encodes 221 amino acids. The transcript has 2 exons. The record is from RefSeq and is a predicted model, not a curated record.